GACGUCAUUGUAUGUCAGGCAGUAUAAAGGCACCUUUUGAAAUUUCCAGCUGUUCUAAUUGGGUGCGCAUAUACGAGGGGCGUGCUCCUCGUAUUUUUCUUAUUAUUCGUCAACCAUGGCUCCCUCAGCAUCCUCUGAAGCAGAUAAACUGCGUUAUUCCCGAGAGCUGGCGGCCUACACCCUUCGUCAAUUUUCUGCAUAUACCGCACACCUUUCGCCUGAUAAGGUCGUUGCAGCCAAAAUACCACCUGAAAUUUCUGCGAGACUGCAGAGAAUAUUCCAAACAUCCGCUAAAUUUUCCGAGCAGCAGAAGCCAAGCUCAGUGGUCGUAUAGCAUCUGCAUUGAUGAUUUGUAUCGUCUUGAUAUCGUGCUCGUAGAUAUUCAUGGGAAAACCCCUUCCGUUACAUGAAGUCCACGGCUGCCGACUAUAUAAUAUUCCCAUUAUCUUUGUCGUAUAUUGGUACUGUAAACCCUGUAUAUGAUUUUCUUGGUCUCGGC
Messenger RNA from Guyanagaster necrorhizus, 499 nucleotides. RefSeq lists its product as uncharacterized. The transcript has 3 exons. The coding region runs from base 116 to 334 and encodes 72 amino acids. The record is from RefSeq and is a predicted model, not a curated record. Lineage: Eukaryota; Fungi; Basidiomycota; Agaricomycetes; Agaricales; Physalacriaceae.